CAGGAUUUGUGACAUGACAAUUUUUGGGUGUAUCUUAUGUAUUUUGACACCCUUAAAUCAAAUCUGAAAACAGAAUUUUUCUAUCACCCACAGAUAUUCGGUAACAUCUACUUUUAUGAAUUACAAUACGUAAUAUCUCAUAUAGCUGAAUUUCUCGGCGUUUAUGCGAUGACGCACAUAUAUAAUGUUAAGACCUGUCUAUUCCUGUUUAUUAUAUGCGAGCUCUAUAUUUAGAGAGCAUAUUGGCAGCCGAGUCAGUUACGUUUUCUGUGUUGACGAGUA
Acanthoscelides obtectus is the source of this 282-nucleotide messenger RNA. The record is from the annotation of a GenBank genome assembly. NCBI's taxonomy places the organism in Eukaryota, Metazoa, Arthropoda, Insecta, Coleoptera, Chrysomelidae.